Molecule: messenger RNA, 813 nt
Organism: Paramecium primaurelia
Lineage: Eukaryota; Ciliophora; Oligohymenophorea; Peniculida; Parameciidae
Source: the annotation of a GenBank genome assembly
AUGAUUGUUUUUUAAAAUAAAUAUAUUAUACUAUCAGACUCAAAAGGGUCAAUAACAAGGAUCAGUGAUACAAACUAGGGGAAAAAGAUUGAGAGUUGGUUAAUAGAUAGAAGUGGACUUAGAACUGUGAUCUCUAAUAGAAAUUAAGAUACAUUAUUUACAGUAGAUAAUAAGGCAUGUAUAUAUGUGAUUAAGUUGUUGAAUAAAAAAUGGAAAAUUUCAUAAAAAAUACAAGUAAAAAACCAGAUUAGAUAAAUUAAUCUAAAUAAUUAUGAAGGAGGUUUAAUUGUUCUAGGAUCUGAUGGCUAUGCAUGGUUAUAUACUCUCAACAGAAAAGAUUAAUGUUGGGAACAGACAUAUGAAUUCUUUCCAUUUUUCGUAUGUUUAAAAAUGUGUGUAAGAGGACCUCCACCAUUGGAUUAGAUUGUAUUUGUAGAGCCAAAUACAAUUAUAUUAUUGAGGCUUGAAUACCACUUAUAUUAUGUAGAUAAUUAAGGAAAUGCUGAAUUUUAAGAACUAAUCGAUUUAUAGCCAGAAGAUUAUAAUCUAAGGAAAUAAUAGUAAAUAUUUUGUCCAUGCAAAUUGAAUGAUAAUUUGGAGUUAUUUAGAAUUAAUAUCAACGAUAGAUAACUUUUAAUUGUUCGGGAUAGAUUAAAGGGAACUUUAACACACGCAAAAUAAAAUAUCGACUUUUAAAAUCAAAGCUGCCUACAGAUAACAGAUAAAGGAGAAGAUUUAUUAUAUUCAGAUGAAACAGGAUUCUACUUGAUUACUAUAAGAGCAUCAAAAGAGAUAGUGGCUUUAAUAGAAUGA